GAUUACAUUGUGAUCAAGUUUCUCCUCCCAUUGUACCAUUGAUUUGAGUUCAUUAUAGUCCAAUCCAGAAUCCAUGUUGACACUAUAGGUUGCUUUAUAUGUUUGUUUUCAUUUAAAUCACCCCUUAAUGAAGUGAAACUUAUGGUCUCUUAGAUGGUACCAACAUCCAACAGAAGUGGAAACAGUUUUGGUUUCUUGCAUUCUUGAAAAGCAGUCAGUUUUCGAAGUAAUCUCAGGUGUCAACUUCAAUCGCUUCAACAACCAUAUCUUAACUGCUUUACAGGAUACUGUUUUGUCUUUGGCCUUUUUUGUCUGUUCAAGGUUUUAUAUAUAAAAAUUUAUUUAAAUAAAUUAAUGAUUUUUUUAGGCUUUUUUAAGGUUUACAUAAACUACAAUAAAACCACCAACUCGUGCACAAAGCAGCCGUUAAACCAAAAGCAAGUCAUAGAAAUUGGACACUUGGUUUGCUAAAAGGUGAUCCACGUGGCCUUUUGAUUCCCGCACCUCUCUCGUUUCAACAAGAGGGCGCGUGCUUUCCAUAUUCAUCUUCUUCCUCUUCGUUUCUUCUCUCCCCCCCCUCCCCCCACCCACUUUCAUUUAGGGUUUAUUUCUUUGUUGAAUCUCCAAAUUACUAUACCCGUUAUUUGAUUUAGAAUAAAAGGCUAAGCAGUUGUGUCGUUUUGAGUUGGUAAUAAAUUUGUAAGUGAAGAAGAAGAUGGGUCAGGCAUUUCGUCGAGCAACUGGAAGGAUUGCUGCUUCUUCUCCUCCAACAAAAGCGAAGACCUCAGUCGAUCGGAAACCAUCUGUGAGCCCUACUGAAGAGGUCAAGAUCUCUCCCACUGCUGCUCCAUCCGACGGUCGCGAUCGUCCUGAUGAGAUGCAGCAAUACAAUGCCGACAAUGUGCUUGAAGAACGAGAUCCCAGAUAUGAUGAAAUGCUUGGUCAAAUGCUGGGAAGAAUUAGAACAAAACCUGGAGGGAAACUUGAGAUGGGUGAGUCCUCAGUGGGGGAAAGAGAUAAAAGACCAAUGCCAAAACUUCGAAACACAAAGCCAGAUUCUACUAGAUAUGAAGAAAGGCCAGCUCCGCCGGGAACCUUAAAUGUAGCACAGCUUCGCCACAUCAUGCUUCUGCAUCAGGGCAAGGCUGAGGAUCACAACGGACCUAUGGAUGCUAAUCAGAUUGCUGAAAAGUACAGACUCGAUGUCGUGCAGGUUAAGACGAUCUUGCAGUUUCUAGCAGUGCCAUCAGAAGACAGCAGUAACCAGGAAAAACCAACAGCGAAAGACUUGAGUACUUGACUUCCACUUCUGCAGUAUGAAUGUAAUUUUACACUGAAUAAGGCAUGGUGGUCAAUUUUGAAAAUUACAUGAAGCAACACCAGCUGAUAAAGUGGUUGAUUUUCUUCAUCAAUCAUCAUAUAGAACAAAAGAUACAAAAAUGUCUUUUGAGAUCAUUUCAUUACGUAGGCAUUAGGCAAUUUUGUAUAAUAAGCUUAUGUGUUUUUCAUUCUUUUCUUUUGGUCUUUUGGUGGGCUUGUCAAAGACA
Pistacia vera is the source of this 1547-nucleotide messenger RNA. RefSeq lists its product as uncharacterized. The transcript has 3 exons. NCBI's taxonomy places the organism in Eukaryota, Viridiplantae, Streptophyta, Magnoliopsida, Sapindales, Anacardiaceae. The record is from RefSeq and is a predicted model, not a curated record. The coding region runs from base 716 to 1300 and encodes 194 amino acids.